Molecule: messenger RNA, 1518 nt
Organism: Vespa crabro (European hornet)
Lineage: Eukaryota; Metazoa; Arthropoda; Insecta; Hymenoptera; Vespidae
Product: homeobox protein engrailed-2-B
Exons: 2
Coding region: 774-1445 (223 amino acids)
Biological process (GO): regulation of transcription by RNA polymerase II; embryonic morphogenesis
Cellular component (GO): nucleus
Molecular function (GO): DNA-binding transcription factor activity, RNA polymerase II-specific; RNA polymerase II transcription regulatory region sequence-specific DNA binding
Source: RefSeq, a predicted model, not a curated record
UUACUUAUCGUUCCUAUUCGUUAUCGGGGAAUAAUUUAAAUACAUGAAAUGUUUUUUUGUCUAUCAUAGUUUAUGAUAAUCAAUGAGAUAAGAGCUUUGACGCGAUGUAAAAAAAAAGGGGAAAAAAAAAGAAAAAAGAAGAAGAAACGAAGUAAACAAAUAGUUAAAUAUAUCAUUCGAUGGAAUGACAUGUUAUAUAUGUAGUGCAGCCAUCAUAGGUCGAAGAGGAAAGAAGCACGAAGUAGAGAGGUUCAAUAUUUACAUCGACGAAAUGGAUCUAUUACCGGAUUACUCGACCCCCGUGGCUUUUUAAUUAUGUAAGCUCGAAUAGAUCGAGACAUCUGCUACCCCAUAGAAAAGCAUUGCUUGCCGAAAGAUCUCUCCCUUUCUCUUUUCCCCUCCUCCCUUCUUUUUUUCGAGUGAUGUAUACCGGGAGUAUCAAUUACAUUGUUAUUACCGUUGGCUGUUCCAAAGAUGUGGUCGCAAGAUAAUGCACUGUUAUAAGAGCAUGCACAUAAAAGAGGGGCAGGUACAGCGUUAAACCGCCACCACUACUGGAACUAAUGCAAGAGAGUUCCCUUAUGCGAAGAAAGCGAUAGCCAUCGGUUCUUGUGCAACUAUGCGUCUAAUUUGGAUUUACUACAAAAUGGAUAUUCCUUAGCGAAAAAAAAAGUGGGGUGAGAUCCAUACGCUCACAUGUAUAUAUAAAGCAACGUAGGGCGAAGCCCUACAAUAUUUUCUUUACUAAGUCCGUAUUCUAUCUUUCUAUCGGGAUGAAUUCGUUCCAGAGAUCACGCUCCGAAAAGAGUGACUUUAGUAUAGCACGAAUUUUGUCUGAAGAUAAUGAUAAGGACAACGUAACGUCGCGGGAUUCGAAAAAUCGUGUUAAUGUCGUUCAUCAAUUUUAUCAAGGCCAGAACAUAACUGAAACUAUCGUUCAUCGCGAUAUUACAAAAGUGUCAAAUCUCGAGGACACGCGUUUUUUCAAUUCAAAGCAAUGUCAACGAAGGACGAUCGAUCAAGGCUCAGACAAGAUGAUAAACGAAGAAGAUGGUACAAAAGAAAUCCAGGAAACUGCGCAGUCGCGUUCGAUCAAUGCGUACGAAGACGGAAAACACGAGAUCGACACGUCUUACGGGGAAAUUCAAAGAAAUGAGCUUGCCUGGUUACAAUACACGAGAUAUAGACCACCGAAAUUACCUAGAAGAAGCUUAAUAGGGAGAAAUGCUAAAAGACGUCCAGGAGUACAUCCACGGAUACCUUUCUCUUCAUUUCAACUUCAAAUUCUUGAGGAAAGAUACAAGAAAAAUGCUUAUUUAUCAAGGAGAGACGCGCUCGAUAUAUCAAUGUCAUUGAGACUACCUCAAAGUAGAGUGAAGAUUUGGUUUCAAAAUCGUCGUGCACGGGAUAGACGAGAAUCAAAUAAUGUUAUGGCAGUUACGUAAGAGAAGAUAAAAGUGAUAAAAUGCAAUAAUCAUGAUGGGACGAAGGAAAUAGGAAAAUAAAAAUUAAUUAAUA